AAUGUGAUGGGCUCGAAAUAUCGCGAUAUUUCCUCGGUUCAACGAGAGGCUGGUGUGUUUGUUCCUGUGCAGUAGCACAGAGUUUCUGUAUUUCUGAGAGCUGCUGAACUACUGGAGUGAAACUCAAAACAAUCUUUCUAGCAGCUGCUGAUAAACCAAGCUUUUCCACAGUGCAGAUGUUGUAACCUCUGGAACACAAAAAGAAACCUCUACAGCACCUCUUAAAGCUUAGUUCUGUUUAAGCUCUGCAGGAAUGGAGCACAGUCCUGUCCUUAUGGAAGGCCUGCUCUUCCUCAUGAUUAGUCUUCCUCACACAUCUGCAGACACACACUCUCUGCAGUACCUCUACACUGCAGUCACACCAGGAAUAAAUUUCCCAGAGUUCACUGCUGUUGGUCUGGUGGAUGGAGAGCAGUUUGUGUACUACGACAACAACAUCACAGAGAUGAUCCCAAAGACGGAGUGGAUAAAUAAGAUUGAUGCUGAUGCUCCAGAUUACUGGAAAAACCAGACACAGAAGAUGCAGAGUGAUCAGGAGAACCUCAAACAGCUCUUAGCUACAGUAAUGAAAGACUUUAAUCACUCUAAAGGAGUUCAUACACUACAGAGGAUGUUUGGCUGUGAGCUUGAUGAUGACGGCACCGCUAGAGGAUACGAUCAGUACGGUUAUGAUGGAGAAGAUUUCAUCAGUCUGGAUCUGAAACCUGAAACCUGGACUGCAGUUAAUGAUAAAGCUGUGAUCACCGAACACAUGUGGGAGUCUACAGGAGCUGAGGCUAAAUACAUGUGGAACUUCCUGGAGGAGGAGUGUAUCAAGCAGUUAAAGAAGUUUGUGUCUUACGGCAGAGAGACUCUGGAAAGGAAAGUUCAUCCUGAGACGUUAGUGUUCCAGGAGGACUACUUCUUUGGAAAGAUGGUGUGUCAUGCUACAGGUUUCUUCCCUAAAGCACUGAAUAUCACCUGGCAGAAGGACGGAGAGGAGGUGCAGGAGGACGUGGAGCUCAGAGAGACGUUACCCAACCAGGAUGGAAGCUUCCAGAAGAGAAGCAUUCUGAAAGUCCCAGAUGAGGAGCUGGAGGAACGCACCUACACCUGCGUGAUUCAGCACAGCAGCUUGGAGAAGGAGUUGGUGCUGCCUGUGGACAUAAUCAAGCCUAAAAUCAUACAGUGUUUUGGGAGGUAUGGACUACCAGAUGAAGUGUCAGGAGGGAAGAUUGCAAUCAUUUUUGGUAUAGUUGUGGCAUUCGUUGCUGCUGUUGCUGAAAUUCUCAUCUGGAAGAAGAAGAAGACAUUUGCCUUCAGACAUGUUCCACUCAGCUCCGAUGCCUAAGAGAGAUGGAAAGAGAAAUGAGGAAGGAAUGUAGAGAUAAGAUAUUGUACAGAGGAGGACGAUGUGUCAGAUAUGAAGAGACGAGGAACUCUUUCUCACACACAGAGACAUACAAAUAUCUGCGCACAUUUCCCUUUCUGAUAAAAAAGGAAAUGUAAAUAAAAAAUGAUGAAUAAUCAAUUAUUAUUAAUUUUGCUUUAUGCUGCUGCUAUUAUUUCUGUAUUUCACUCCACACCAUAUAUAUAUAUAUAUAUAUAUAUAUAUAUGUGUGUGUGUGUGUGUGUGUGUGUGUGUGUGUAUAUACAUAAAAUGCAGAUGAGACUGGAACAACAACGAGGAGAAAUUUUAGACUAAUUCUUCCCAAAAACAAAUUCUCUUGUUCUUUCCUGUCUUGUUAAACCAUUCAUCUUCUAUUAAGUUUCCCCAGAGCCUGCAUUCUCCUGUAAAAGUUCUUGAAUUCAGUUGUUCCCUCAUCGUUGUCUGCCGUUUCUACCAAAAACUUCAACUUUGUCUCUUCAACUUUUUCCAAGAAGUGUUGUGGAAUAUUCAGGUGGGCUUUUGCAAACUGCGGAGAUGCCUUGAUUUUUUAUUAUUUUUUAAAAUUUUUUGGAGAGAUUUGGAGUGGUUUCCUCUGCAGUUUCCUGUUUUCUUAUAAUGGAAAUAAACAGAGUUUCAGUGAUCAAAGAA
Messenger RNA from Pangasianodon hypophthalmus (striped catfish), 2017 nucleotides. Its product is annotated as H-2 class I histocompatibility antigen, Q9 alpha chain-like. The record is from RefSeq and is a predicted model, not a curated record. Gene Ontology annotation, biological process: immune response. Bases 254 to 1330 code for a protein of 358 amino acids. NCBI's taxonomy places the organism in Eukaryota, Metazoa, Chordata, Actinopteri, Siluriformes, Pangasiidae. The transcript is spliced from 7 exons. Gene Ontology annotation, cellular component: external side of plasma membrane.